Messenger RNA from Prunus dulcis (almond), 2440 nucleotides. Its product is annotated as glutamic acid-rich protein. The record is from RefSeq and is a predicted model, not a curated record. Gene Ontology annotation, biological process: DNA repair. The transcript is spliced from 4 exons. Gene Ontology annotation, cellular component: nucleus. Gene Ontology annotation, molecular function: DNA binding; catalytic activity. NCBI's taxonomy places the organism in Eukaryota, Viridiplantae, Streptophyta, Magnoliopsida, Rosales, Rosaceae. The coding region runs from base 1 to 2313 and encodes 770 amino acids.
AUGGUGGAAGGCGAGAGGGAAAAGAAGAAGAAGAAGAAGAAAAGGCAGCCUCAGCCUCAGCCAUUAGAGGAAGAAGAUAACGAGCCUAAGCAUAAGAAGAAGAAAAAAAGGGAGGGUUUCUAUGUCAAUUUCUCCGGUGGACCAGUUCAAAGUGAAACCCAAACCCAUGAAGAAGAAGAAGAAGAAAAUAAAAAGGGUAAGAGCGAGGGAAAGAAUAAGAGAAGACGAAAAGUCAAUGCCAUACGCGUUGGCAAGCGGCUGGUUUCUCCUUAUUUCCACAAUCAAGGAGGAGGAGGAGGAGGAGGAGGAGGAGGAGGAGUUGAUGGAGAAAAAGAGAAAAAGAAGAAGAAGAAAAAGGAACAAGAAGGCAACUACAAUGUGGAUUUAGACGAGGCCAAUGCCAACGCCAACCAUAAAAGAAGAAGAAGAAGAAAAGUUCUGAAAUGCGAUGAUGGCAAACGGGUGGUUUCACCCUAUUUUCAGAAUCAAGGAGGAGAUGGAGAAAAGGGUAAGAUAUUCCCAACCUCUCCCACCAAUCCAGGCAUUGUUGUUAAUGUAGUAGCUCAAACUGAAAAGGCUUCUUAUGAAAACAAACCCAAGACAAAGAAGAAAAAGGAAAAACUAAAUUGCAAUGUGGGUUUACUUGAGGCCAAUGUUAAUUCCGACCACAAAAGAAGAAGAAAAGCCCCUAUAUGCAUUGGACAGCGAGUGGUUUCUCCCUAUUUUCAGAAUCAAGGGGGAGAUGGAAAAAAGGGUAAGAAAUUUGCGACCUACCGUAAUGUAGUAGCUGAAAUUGAAAAAGUUUCUGGUGAAAAUAAAACCGAGGAAAAGGAACAAGUAAAUUUCAAUGACGUUUUUUAUGGUAUUAGCAUAAAGAAGAAGAGGAGAAGGGUAACACGACAUGAUAAGGAUGACAGUGGUUGCAGAAAUGCUCUGGAGCCCGAGCCCGAGCCCGAGGAGAUUACAGAGUUCCUGCCAACCUCUCCGGAAGCCAUUCACAAAGAUGAAAGUAUAGAACCUGCAGGUGUUGCCAAUGAGGAUGUGACUUCAGUGGAGGUAUCCGGUGCUAAUGACAUCGGAAAGAAAAAGAAGAAGAGGGGAAACCGUGAAACAAGCACUAUGAUGAAUGUAGUAAAUGAGAAAGAAAAGGAAGUGGAAGAGAAGUCUGAGAUGAAUCCCCAAAUAAAGGCUAAUAAAAGUAAUAAUGGGAUUUUGAAACUUGAGGAUGUACUUGCACAAUUUGCAUACAAGGGUGGUGCUAACGUGAACAACAUACAGAUUGACAAACAGAAGAAGAUGGGCACACCGUUGCAAACUUAUUAUCAAAUUAGUGGUGUGAAAAAACAAGAAGUGGAAGAAGAGAAGGAGGAGAAAAAAUAUCAGAAGGAAAGUGAAACAGCACCCCAUUUCCCAUUGAAUAAUAUUAUCAAUUCUUCCAUUGUAGUAAGUGAGAGUGCCAGGAACACAACUGAGGAGCAUGCCACUGUGCCAAGCACCUGCAGAACCUUCAAAGAAGAAAAAGUGAGUCAGAAUAGUGCAGAAAAUGGAAAGGUUUCUUCCAAGAGGAGGAAAAAUGAAAAUCACCAAAGAAUGGCACGUGUGGAAGUCCGAAAGGUUUCCCCUUACUUCCAAACAUCAGGAGUGCAAGAAUUGUUGGUAAAUGGGACUGAUGAUGCAAAAGCUAAGCCACCUAAACGCUGUUCAAAAACUUGUUCCAAGUCUGUUAAGGUCUCUUCCUACUUUCAGAAAGAAUCCAAAGAAGAAGAUAAUGUGGAUGGCCACUUGUUGGAAAGUAAAAAAAGGCGUAAGAGAUCUCCGGCAAUUAACACUGCUCUUUCUGCUUCCCAGAAGAAAGACGAAGCAUACCGAAGAAGAACUCCAGAUAACACAUGGAUUCCUCCUCGCUCAGAAUAUGGUCUCAUGCAAGAGGAUCAUUUCCAUGAUCCCUGGAGAGUAUUGGUGAUUUGCAUGCUCCUUAAUCGGACAACGGGAUUGCAGGCAAGAAGAGUUAUAUCAGAUCUCUUCACUUUGUGUCCCAAUGCAAAGGCUGCUACUGAGGCUGCCACAGAGGAUAUAGAAAAGGUUAUAAAAAGUCUUGGUCUACAAAAGAAGAGGGCAGCGAUGAUACAGCGAUUGUCUCAGGAGUAUUUGGAGGAAAGCUGGAGCUAUGUAACUGAGUUGCAUGGUGUUGGCAAGUAUGCAGCUGAUGCAUAUGCAAUAUUUUGCACCGGAAAAUGGGAACGAGUGAAGCCUACAGACCACAUGCUAAAUUAUUACUGGGAAUUUCUCGGCAGAAUUGUUCCUCCAGUCUAAGAGGCAGUUUGGCGAGACUUUGUCGUUGAAGACUUACAGGUGUCUUUUAGACGUUUUUCUUUAUUACUCAUAUGUACUAAGAGCAUCACCAUUAAUAGUUCAAUAAAUUGAUCUUUUUUGGCAUAUU